AUUUCUUUUUCAAGAUUUUUUAAAUAUGCCUGUGUCAGGUCGAUCUCAACCCCGGCAUAAAAAGGUUUAAAAUUAUAUUUGAAUAGAUGGAAAAUUACAAGCACCACAACACGUCCAGUCAAAAGUGUUGAGGUAGCUAGAUUUUCAAGAAAGACAUUUGCGAUUAAAAGCAAUUCAACAUGGGAGACUUAUCAUGUGGAAUGACAUGUUUAAAAUAUCUACUUUUUGCUUUCAAUUUUGUUUUCUGGAUAUGUGGAAUUGCUGUGAUGGCCGUAGGUAUUUACAGCCGAAUUCAAGUUGGAAAAUGGGAUGAUAUAAUUGAUGAUAGCACAGUCCCAAGUGCUGCAAAUCUUAUGAUUGCUGCUGGCGCACUUGUCAUGUUGAUUGGCUUCUUAGGAUGUUGUGGAGCUUGGAAACAAAACAAGUGUCUGCUUAUCAGUUACGCAAUUUGUCUCAUUUUAAUAUUUGUGCUGGAAAUAGCUGCUGGUAUUUAUGCGUAUGUCAAAAGAGAUGACAUCCAGAAAGAACUGGAAACAGGACUGACAAAGGGCAUCAAUACCACCUACAGCUCACAAGAUACAAAAGCAGAUAAAGCUCUUCGAGAGGCUAUUGAUUGGUUUCAAGAGAACGUUGAAUGUUGUGGUGCUGAGAGUCCCAAAGAUUGGUCAAGUUCUGUAUGGGGAACAACUAAAAAUAACACUCUGUGGGCUCCAGAAUCUUGCUGCGCGGUAGCUGGAUGUAGCAAAAAAGCAAUGUACCCCAAUUUGGAUGAUUUUCUUGCAAAAGCCAACAUUCACAAAGAGGGAUGUGUUCAAAAGGGUAAAGAUUGGGUUAAAGAACGUAUUGGUUUAAUUGGUGGUGCCGGAGUUGGAAUUGCUUUUAUUCAGCUUCUUGGCAUCAUCUUCGCUAUCUUACUUUGUCGAGCUAUAGGAGAAUCUGAAAUGGCUUAGAAACGGAUCUUGAUAAACCCUCAUUCAUUUUGUUUGUAUAUAGAUGGAAAGCCGAGAAGGGUGUUUGGUCUUACGCAAUAUAUACCUCACGACUUUUGUACUUUACUGCACCUUAAUAUUUUAUGUGGGAAA
Hydractinia symbiolongicarpus is the source of this 1082-nucleotide messenger RNA. RefSeq names its product CD151 antigen-like. The record is from RefSeq and is a predicted model, not a curated record. Bases 180 to 950 code for a protein of 256 amino acids. The transcript has 7 exons. Lineage: Eukaryota; Metazoa; Cnidaria; Hydrozoa; Anthoathecata; Hydractiniidae. Gene Ontology annotation, cellular component: membrane.